UGACGUCGUCAAAGUCACACUCACGUAAGCAGGUUAUUGCCGAGCCACGUUAGCAGUUUGAAAAUAAAAACAAAAACAAAAAAAAAAAGUUUUAACACGCUUAAAGAGUGACUUAAUCAGCGAUAGUUUAGUAAGCUACUAAAACAACAACAAUAACGCAAGCUUAAUCAUCAGCUGACUUUGCUGUUUACUAAGCAGAAUUUGCACCGCAUUUUGAACUUUCAAGUUAUUGCAACAAACAAAUUCUAAACGCUGACUAGUUUUGAAAUUUCAUACUUGACAAGAUAUGCAAAAUAAACAAAACUGCAAACAUUUCGGACCAACAUAUUAAUUGCUGAGCUAUUUACAACACAACAAUAGUGGUGAUUUCUACUACAGCAUUUAUCAGUGUUAGUUGUUAUCACUAAAUAAUUGAUAAGAUAAGUCGAAUCGCAUUAAGGCGAAAUCGAAUCGCAAAAUUGAACGUUUUGAUUUUUUUCGCGUGCACUUCAAUGUUGAUAGUUGCCUGCGAUCUGCCGAAACGAUAUCAUAGUGAGCGGUUAAACGGUUAAAAAAUAAAUUGGCGCAUUCAAAACAAAUAUAGACUUACAUCAUUUGAAUUUGAAAUAACCAAAGCAACAAAUAAACCAAUAACUCCAAAUCCAUAUAAACAAUUUAGUAACAAACACUGCGAGUAUGUCAACUCCACGUAUACAAUUUAAAGCAUUGAAGGGCUUCCCGCCAGCCACGGAAGACAAAGUGGAAACCGAAGCAUUUCUGGAGUCUGCAAGAGAAAUUGUCACUGUAAUUGAGUCCUUUGGCAAACUAUUUACACCUGUGAUAAGUGACAUGAAUGGCAACAUUACGAAAUUAACAAAAGUCUAUAAUAUGGACAAAAUCAAAUAUGUCUACCUUGAGGAUAUGAUCAUUUUGAAUGUGAAUGUGAACAAUUUCGCUGCGGACGCACUUUUGUGGUUGAAACGUGGUCUACAAUUGAUUUGCACCUUCUUCGAAAACAUCUUUCACGAUGCACAAUGUGCGGACGUGCUGAAACCGCAUCUGCAGAAUGCAUACGAGCGCACGCUGAAGCCUUAUCACGGUUUCAUAGUACAAGGCACCAUAAAAAUCAUCUACAAUUGGGUGCCAACGCGUUCACAGCUGAUCGGUCAAGGUGAGACGCACGAUGAGAAUCUGCAAGAAUUGCAAAAAUUUCUACCAACAAUGCGUAGCCACUUGAAUCGCAUCGAUGCGCUGCUGAAGCAAUACAAUUUAGAUGAUGUGAAGAAGGCGUGAGCAAUGCGCAGCGGCGACGUGUUUUUUUUAUUAUUUUUCAUUAUUUUAUUGUUGUUUAUUUUUCUAAAAUACUGUACCAGUUCCAAUUCAGAGAGGCUGCUGCAAUGACAACGCGCUUAGCGCUUAAUUAAGGCCAGUUUUAACUAUUUUAUAUGUUUCUAUGUGGUGGCUCACUUGAUUUUAUGCAUAAUAUAUAUUUAAGAAUUUUAUGUUU
Messenger RNA from Zeugodacus cucurbitae (melon fly), 1486 nucleotides. Its product is annotated as glycolipid transfer protein. Lineage: Eukaryota; Metazoa; Arthropoda; Insecta; Diptera; Tephritidae. The transcript is spliced from 4 exons. The coding region runs from base 676 to 1272 and encodes 198 amino acids. Gene Ontology annotation, biological process: intermembrane lipid transfer; ceramide transport. The record is from RefSeq and is a predicted model, not a curated record. Gene Ontology annotation, cellular component: membrane; cytosol; cytoplasm. Gene Ontology annotation, molecular function: ceramide 1-phosphate transfer activity; ceramide 1-phosphate binding.